GGGCUGCUGGGCUGACCACCGGGUUGAGCUGGUCGGCCGCUCCCUCAUGGAGUUACUUCUCGGAAGACCUUGGGCCGGCAGUGUUUAGAAUGCUCUCAGCUUCGACUUGAGAACUCGAGGGCUUUGGGGCUGUGAUGUUGGAUCAGACUCAACCGGCACUGCCCAGAACAACUCCCUGGGAACGGAAACUUUGGUGUUUGGGGCUUGCUUGGCCCGGGGAUGGCGCACGGGACAAUGUAGAUUCGCUUUCACCGCUCAGGCCUCCUCGGUGGGGAGGCAGAGUCCUCACGUGGCCUCCUGCCUCGCUCACAGCCUGUGUCCCAGGGAGCCCGGCUUGCAGACAGCAGUGGUGUCCAUGGGCUCUGCAGACCAUCAGUUCAACCUUGCAGAGAUCCUGUCGCAGAACUACAGUCUUCGGGAGGAGUGCACAGAGCCCCUGCGGUGCCCUGAGAAGCCCGAGGAGGAGCUGGACAAAGACUUCAUAUCCCAGGGCUCAUCCUCUCCGGUGCAGAGCAGUGACAUGCCCCUGGACGAGCUGCUGGCACUGUACGGCUACGAGGCAUCUGACCCCAUCUCAGAGCGGGAGAGUGAAGGUGGUGAAUCAGCCCCCAACCUCCCAGACAUGACUCUGGACAAGGAACAAAUCGCCAAGGACUUGCUUUCAGGAGAAGAGGAGGAGACACAGUCCUCUGCUGAUGACCUCGCCCCAUCUGUCACUGCCCAUGAGGGCUCAGUCCUCUUCCCCAGCCAAAGUGGGUCCCGCUUCCUGGCUGGUGACGGCAAAGAGCCGGGUUCCUCUGCUUCCUCUGACACCGAGGAGGAUGCUCUUCCUGCCAACAAAUGUAAGAAGGAGAUCAUGGUGGGACCUCAGUUCCAGGCUGACCUCAGCAACCUGCACCUGAGCCGACAUGAGAAGAUCUAUGAGAAUGAAGAUCAGCUGCUCUGGGACCCCAAUGUCCUCCCUGAGAGGGAGGUAGAAGAGUUCCUGUAUCGGGCUGCGAAGCGCAGGUGGCAGGAGAUGGCGGGUUCUCAGCUCCCUCAGGGAGAGACUGUGAUAGACAGCGAGCAGGCGCUGUACGAGCUGGUGAAGUGCAAUUUCAAUGUGGAGGAGGCCCUGCGGAGGCUGAGGUUCAAUGUGAAGGUGAUCCGAGAUGGACUGUGUGCCUGGAGUGAGGAGGAGUGCCGGAACUUCGAGCACGGCUUCCGUGUGCAUGGGAAGAACUUCCACCUGAUACAGGCCAACAAGGUGCGUACACGAUCAGUGGGCGAGUGUGUGGAGUACUAUUACCUCUGGAAGAAGUCGGAGCGCUAUGACUACUUUGCCCAGCAGACGCGGCUGGGCCGGAGGAAGUACGUCCCGUCUGGAACCACGUGCGUGCAGUGCUGCUGUAGCAGUAACGUCCGCGUCGGCCAGGCUGGGCUGCCCACUGCAGCCUGGGGGGACACAGACCAGGACCUGGAGGGAAGUGACCCUGAUGGCCCCACUCGUCCCCGCCCUGAGCAGGACACCCUGGCGGGGGUGCGCACAGAGCCGCUGAGCACGGAUGGCACGUCCAGGAGCCUUGGUGAGCCUGAAGUGGGCUCCCAUGGCCUGCUGUCCUCGGAGCCAGGGCCUUGCCCAUUCCCGCAGCUGGAUGAACCCCCUGCCGUGACCCUGCCCCAGCCGCCCCCAGCCCUGGCCGACCCAGCCGUGUACCCCUCUACUGCAGCUGCUCCAGAACCAGGUGCCAGCCCGAGACUGGCUGUGGACUUCACGCUGCCGGAGGAGCUGCCCCUCAUCUCCAGCCACGUGGGUCUGAGCGAGGACCCAGAGGAGCCCGCGGCCCCGGCGCAGGUGGCCUUGUCGGUCACUGAGUUUGGACUCAUUGGCAUCGGGGACGUGAAUCCCUUCUUGGCUGGCCAUCCAGCGUGCCCGGCCCCCGGGCUGCACUCGGAGCCCCUGUCACACUGCAACGUGAUGACCUGUUGAUCCCUGCCGUGGGCGGGCUGUGUGGCCCGCACGGGACUUGAGGGCACCACCCGGCCUGCCCCCAUCUUCCUGAGCCCUCCCCAGCUUGGGCUGGGUUGCCACCUUCUCUGCUUUCGAACGAAUACUGGGACCAGGGUGAGGUGGCUGGGCCUCUGGCCCUUGCCCUUCCACCCAGACUGGACCCUGGGCCACUACCACCCAGCUCCAGGCUGUACUGCACCCUGGGAUCCACUGGGCAUCCGGUCUCAGAGAGGGCCUGACCCUCGGGAGUCAGGGCAGAGCUGGCCUCCUGGCCCCUCGUAGGCAGCAGAGGCAAGGGCAGACAUCACUGCCCCCGGGGAGGUGGGCAGGACAUACUGCCUGCACCAGCAGCUUCUGCCUGGGUGGCCUCAGCACCAGUCAGCUCUGUCCCUGAUGGGACAGGGCUGCAGGCUGCCCUGCCUGGGCUUGGUGCCAGCUCUGCUUAGUGCCGGAUCUUGGGGUGCAGAGCCAUAUACCUCGCUUUCUGUCCGGCCUCCCUGCCCUCGGCCCCUGCCCACGGCCCCUGCCCACAGCCCCUGCCCACGUCUCCACUUCAGGAAUUGCCGCACUUUAUGCCUACCUGCCUCCCGCCUUUCCACCCAUCCUGACCCCGAGCGACUGGUGGGGUCCUUAGCAAGCCCCGGGGUGGGGAGGGUUUGAGGAGAUUGGUGGCCCACCCCCUUGCUGCCCUUUCCCCCUCAGCACCAAGGCUGGUUGCUUCAGAAGUGCUGCUAUCGCCUGCACCGAGGCCGGACUCCAGCGCGCUUGCCUGCCCCCCCAACCCCCUGCAGUUCUUUGUCAAGGUGUCCCAGCAGAUGGCCGGGAUCCUGUCUUCUUUCCGGCCUCCUCCCUCUAUUUAUGUUGGUGUUUACAAGUCAGAGUGGUCCUCUGGCCAGGUGGACAGCUCACCUGGAAUUGUGGGGCAGGGUCUUGUGGGCUCUCUGUAGCCGCACAUGGCCACCUUGCCCACCAAGGACCACACCGUGCAGUGAAGCUGCCUUCACCCCUUCCGCUGUUUUAUUUAUUAAAUCUGAUUUGAAUCCCA
Marmota flaviventris (yellow-bellied marmot) is the source of this 3035-nucleotide messenger RNA. RefSeq names its product MIER family member 2 (gene Mier2). The record is from RefSeq and is a predicted model, not a curated record. Gene Ontology annotation, cellular component: nucleoplasm. NCBI's taxonomy places the organism in Eukaryota, Metazoa, Chordata, Mammalia, Rodentia, Sciuridae. Gene Ontology annotation, biological process: negative regulation of transcription by RNA polymerase II. Gene Ontology annotation, molecular function: transcription corepressor activity; histone deacetylase binding.